Scatophagus argus is the source of this 3328-nucleotide messenger RNA. RefSeq names its product CD226 molecule (gene cd226). The record is from RefSeq and is a predicted model, not a curated record. The transcript is spliced from 6 exons. Gene Ontology annotation, cellular component: external side of plasma membrane. The coding region runs from base 771 to 1859 and encodes 362 amino acids. Gene Ontology annotation, biological process: positive regulation of Fc receptor mediated stimulatory signaling pathway; positive regulation of mast cell activation; positive regulation of type II interferon production. Lineage: Eukaryota; Metazoa; Chordata; Actinopteri; Scatophagidae.
UUCCAAGCUUUUCAUAAUUUGCACCAUCUGUGGUUCACAAUGCUGUUGUGGUUUGGGUGUGAAGGUGCUGUCCCACACCUUUUUGCCUUGGGGGAGAUAGUGAUCACCAGCAGAAGUUGCACUGAAAAUUUUGUGUUUUUCCUGCAAACAUGAACACCAAAAGGCAACAGCCAUGCUACAGCUGUGUGAGACCGUUAAGAUAAAAAAUUUUCACCCAAUGAUUUACCAAAUUCCAUGGCAAAAACCACCUAUGUCAACCUCAUGGUGGCGCUAGAGGAAGGGUUGAGGUAUCCCCAAGCCAUCCAUCAACUGGGCAUCAUGAACAUCUGUGCCAGUUUUCAUGGAAAACCCCCCAGUGAUUAUCAAGAGUUGUCUGAACCGAAAGUAGUACACCACGAACUUCUCGCAAACUAAAGUUUGUUUCAGUUCAGGAUUUACAUCCUUUAAUUAUUAUUGUAUGUUUUGAAAUGCCAGAACAAACAGACAAACAAAAAACUUUUAUAAUAAGCAGAAUUUCAAGGAGCAAAGGUAUAGUUUUUUAAAAUUGAGUAUGGGUCCUUCCAUGCAGCAUAAGCCAUCAGCCUGCCUCCCUUUCCAAGCCCUGGUGAUAAAGUGCCCCUCUGUGUGGAAUGAGCUAACAGUGGGCUACCAUGAAGUGAGCCCCAGUAGCUUAAGUGUGUCUAUAGCCAGAGAGCUAGCAGGAAGUGCAACUCGGGUGCCUCUCCACUCGUCUCAUCAAUGCGGCUUUCAUUCUCCCUCGGUGGGGCAAGAUGGAAGCUGUACAAAAGGACCACUGGUACUUCGUGGUACUCAUCUUUCUUCCUUUCCUUAAAGUUGCUGUCCAGCAGAAAGAGGUUGUUACGGUUCGUCUGGAGGAAGGGAUGGUUCUCGGGUGUUUGUGCCCCUGGAACGGAAACCUCAGCAUGGUGUCCUGGACCAAAAUGCCAGACAAGGAUCCAAUAGCUGUUUUCCAUCCAGAGUAUGGAGUGGCCUUUUCUCACCGGUACCGGGAGAGGAUAGAGUUCCUGAGGACCACACCGAUGGAUGGAAGUAUUUCUAUGAGGAACGUCACACACCAGGAUAUCGGGCUUUACCACUGCUCUGUACAGACCUUCCCUCAAGGCCCCUGGACAACGAACAUUCAGGUGGAAGAUUUAGAUGAGCCCCCAGAAGAAGACGACAGCACAGAGCCCCCCACCUCAGAGGUGAUCAAGCUGGACACAGAGUUGACAGCACAGCAGGACAACAAUCUGACCAUAAGCUGUAACCACAAGCACAAAGGCACCGUUUACCAGGUCAUCCUGGAGAGGAUGCCACAUGGCCAGCCGUGGAACAUUAUCGGUGUGUGCAAGAAGGUGGAGGGGGGCCUGGUGGGUGAAGACUACAGCGACAGGGGCAGGGUCAGCUGCACAGACAGCCUGGAUGUCAGUCUGCACCUGACAGGUGUGGUACAGGAAGAUGGUGGUUUCUACCGCUGUACUUUCAGCACAGAUGCAGGAGAGCAGACCACCACAGUGCUGCUCAGUGUGCUCCCUUCAGGUGGAUUUAGCCUUUCUGUGUACAUGAUGUAUUUUUACAUCGGGGCUGGAGCUGCUGUGCUUAUUCUGGUCAUUGUCAUCAUCAUACUAGUAGUGAAAAGUUUAAUUUUGUGCAAUAAUCGCCACAGGAAGAAGAACAAGAGAGAGGAGUACAGAGUCAAGCUGCACCCAUCUCAGCGACAGCCAAACUUCUAUGAAAACAUCCCCGUGUGUCCCAGGAAGAAAAAGUCCAGGCAGAUUAGAAACUGUCCGGUCUACGCCAACCUGCAGACUGUGCGUUCACACAAAACCAGUCAUCAUCUGCAAUACGUGAAGGAGUAGUUUCUAUCUGUCACGGCUGCUUGAGCUUUUUUCACAUUCAUGUAAAUGUGACCAAAAAUGAGUGAAUAUUGACGAGCCCUGAUUCCAAUUAUUUGUUUGAGGUUUUUUGUUUGUUUGUUUGUUUUUUUUAAACUAAGAAGCAGGGAUCUCACUAAACCCAAUUAAUAUUCUCACUGUGUUUUGGAGUGAGUGGACAAGCUGGUGCUCAUGUAAGUCUCUGGAAGCUGUUUUGAGUCAAGCCCUGCUGUCACUAAUUAAAUGUAGUAUGUACUUCAUAAUUACUGUGGAGGAAAUAUUUGUUUAGGGCAAAACAAUAUUUGACAGUAACCGUCAUGCACGAGGAGCAAACAAAAGCCUGUAUAAUCAUUCUUUUCACUUCCCUAACCCCCGAGUAAAACAACUGACAAAAGCCUGUGUAAUUGCUCUCCUUUUACUUUCAUCCCUCCUGGUUUCCAUUCAGAGCUUGACAAUAGUGUCUAAUCAUCUAACAGAAAAGAAAAGCAGUCACUCAGCUCUGCACCGUCACUUGAGACUGUUGCCUUCCCCUGGAGGACUCUGUCUGUCUGUCUGUCUGUCUAAGAUGGCUGCACUCUAACUGCAGCACACUCUUAUUAUGAAAGCUAAACUCCAAUUAGCUAAUCUUGUGCUUCAGUUUAAAGCUCCUCAUACUUUAUCUACUGUUUACUGAAGAGUUUAGUUUCCCAUUUUUAACAAGUUUUCCAUGUUGUAUGUAUAAUUUUUCUAUGAUUUCUAAGCUUGCCUCGAUACAAUUUUAAAUCAGUAUUUAAGGUUUAUGUUACGACUGUUAAGCUGUGUGUUGUUUAUGUGUGAUCUGAUUUAUUUAUCUCCAUAGAAAUGGAGGCAGUGGCAGAAGCAGUAAAGGAUAUGCAGGCUAUCCCACUAAGAAACAAGACAAAUGUGGACAAGUUCUAAAUAUGGAACAUAAGGGACUAUAUAUGUAAUAUAUAUAUAUAUAUAAUAUAUAUAGUUUUUGCCUUCAUUUUCCUAUCUUGCUGUUCCUGGCAUAACAGUGGAAGCUGCAAAUGUACAUUUGACUGUGUGGGCAGCAGUACUGAAAAUGAUAUGACUCUGUGCCUCAGUGUGGUAUAAAUAAAACAGUGUCAUAACCACUACGUUGGUGAUUUCCUGUGAUGUGGGAGUGUGAUCAGAGGAAAUCAAAACCAUUGCUGAGUAAAAAGAAUUUUCAUGGAAACCAAAUGGUUUGGUGUGAAAUGACAGGCCGUUUAUCAUAAUGUUAAUGCUUGAACUCUUAGAAUAGUUUGACGGUUUAGUUUGGAAAAUUAGCCUUUUUAUUCUGUCUUGCCAAAAUGUCAAAAGUGUCACAUAUCGUAAAUGAAAGCUGCUGUUGGAUUAGCCUGGAAACAUCUAGUUUGGAUCUGUCUGAAAGUAACAGCACCACUAAAGCUCAGUACUUUAACAUACACGUUAUACACUGUACCCGGAAAGUA